AUGUCGCUAUUGAAAGUCCCAAGACUUUCAAACAAGCAACCCACGGUCCUAGAGCCCCCCCCCCCCCCCCCCCUCACGCGUCCCAACCCCCUCGCAUCGCAGACGUCCGAGCCCGUGGUGCAGACGAUCACGAAGCCCAUCGGCGGCGAGAAGAACGGGGGCACGCGCGAGGUGAUCAAGAAGACGGGGCCGAAAUGGUACCCUGCGGACGACGUGCGGGCGCCCGUGCCGUCUCGCAAGCACGUGCACAAGCCGACGAAGCUGCGGGCCGGGAUCACGCCCGGCACGAUCCUGAUUCUGUUGGCCGGGGCCAACCGGGGCUCGCGCGUGGUAUUCCUCAAGCAGCUCUCUUCCGGGCUCCUGCUCGUGACCGGGCCGUACUCGGUGAACCGCAUCCCGAUCAAGAGAGUCGAACAGGCGUACGUGAUCGCGACCAGCACGAAGAUUGAAGUGUCGGGGUGCGACGUGGCCAAGUUUGAUGAUGAGUACUUUAAGAGGGAUAAGGGGAGUAAGGCGAGCGUGGUUAUGGAGGUUGAUGAAGGAGAUGCGAGUAAGAAGACGCCGACUCAGGAGAAGAUCGCUGACCAGAAGGCCAUCGACGCUGUGCUUGUCCCCGCUAUUGAAAAGGUGCCGCAGCUGUCGAGCUACCUCAAGGUCAAGUUCACCCUGUCAAAGGGUCAGUAUCCUCACGAAAUGAAGUUUUAGGCGCGGGAUUCAUUUUGUAAACAUCAAACCCAA
This is a messenger RNA of Chondrus crispus (carragheen), 738 nucleotides long. RefSeq lists its product as hypothetical. Gene Ontology annotation, biological process: cytoplasmic translation; ribosomal large subunit assembly. The transcript has 2 exons. Bases 1 to 705 code for a protein of 234 amino acids. The record is from RefSeq and is a predicted model, not a curated record. Gene Ontology annotation, cellular component: cytosolic large ribosomal subunit; ribosome. NCBI's taxonomy places the organism in Eukaryota, Rhodophyta, Florideophyceae, Gigartinales, Gigartinaceae. Gene Ontology annotation, molecular function: structural constituent of ribosome; RNA binding.